UUAGUAAAAAUGAUAAAUAGCAAGCAACCAGGUUACAACAUUUCUCUCAAAAUGGAUGAUAAAGCAGCCAAAAAUAGCUCUAGAGAAUGUAGAAUCAUUGACGAUUCCUCUUCCGAAGAAUUUGAGUUUAAUUCUUGGCUUACAGAAAACAGAAAAAGUAGGAAUGAAAGCAAAGAGAAUUACAAAUUACAGAGAAUUGGUCUUACACCAAUCGUCAGCAAAGAUCUUAAUCAAAGGAAGAAACGUUGCAAGAAACACUCAGAGAAAGCCAGAGACGAAAGCUUCCUCAUGUGUGAUGCUCCAAUUAACUUUUAGCGAGAAAUCAGUUCUUGGAAGACAAGAACCUAAGCAAAGGUACAAGUCAAGUCAUCCUUUUAAGAAUCUCUUUGAAGACAGUGAUACUGGCAAUGAAAUAGUUAGCUCAAAGCAAAUCGUCAUGGAUCAGAUGCUUAUAAAGGAAAAUGAUGAACUUACUAUUCGGAAUUUUACCCCAAUGCAGCAAUUCGACGAUUCUGAGUGGAAGAAGGAAGUCGCUGAAGUAGACAUUCCUGAAAGACUCUACAUCAGGCUUAAAAAUAGACUGAAACCUUCAACCAAGGAGAUUGAAUGAGAAGCAAAGUGGAUAUUUAGGCAUAAAAAGCACUGGGAAAGCUGAGACUCGAAGGAAAAAUAGCAUCAUCUGUAGUAUCCAAAAUGUGCUGACUGAUUUUCGAAUGAGAUAUUUUGAUAUCCCUUUUAUCACUACAUACAGAUAUCAUCUGUACGAAAAUUAUCUUCAAAGGAGCGAGAUUUAUGAAAUCUACGAGCUAGACCUUGAAUGGGAGCAUUUCAGAAAGACAAAGGAGAGCCUACUGAAAAGAUUCGCACAAGUACAGGACCAAAUUCAGGGCAAGGAGGAAAUAGAGCAUUGCAUUGAAAACUCAAUUACAACUAGCGAUCUUCAUGAUAUCAGCCAAUAUCUUACUUUUCGUAUGAAUUUCAUGCCAACUUUUCAGUCAGUGGUAACCGAAGGGAGAGACUUCAACAGGAAGGCUUAUCUAUUAUGGAUCAGGGAGAAUCAAAUUGAUAAAUUUGCAGCAGGCAUCACCAUGCCUCCUCAUAAACUUCUUCAAAACUUGAGAGAACAAAAGUGCGCAAAUAUGAUAGCUGCUCAGACUAAAAAGCCAUCUGAAUUAGCAAGGAAAUAUGUCUGAAAGAGGUAUCCUGAUGUUCUAAAUGUACUGGUUAACAUCUGAUCUUUCAUUGGAGAUGAGCUGGCAUCCCAUCCUAGCAUGAAGAGAUUUGUGCGAGAGAAAUAUCUUCAAGGAGUGCAAAUCUCAACUUUACCAACUGCAAAAGGUGAGAUGGAAUUGAACUGAUUCCAUCCAGAUUAUAAGAUAAAGAGACUCAAAGCUGUUCCUCUUUAUAAAUUCAAAGAUGAGACAUGGCUGAGAAUUCUAAGAGCAAAGGAGAGGCGUCUUAUUCAGAUCGUAUAUGACAAUAACCAUAUCCUUCAGAAGAUUACUGAUGAACUAAGUAAAUUUUACCAAUGCUCAGACUCUGAAACUCCUCACCAAGAAGAAUGGAGAACGUUCUAUUCCGAAAUUAUGGAAUGAACAAUCUGGAAAAAGAUGCUUCCAGAUUUAAAAAGAACGACUAAUCAACAACUGAAAGAAGUGGCUACACAAUAUGUUAUCUCGAAGGUAAAGGAGAAACUCAUGAAGGAUUAUCUAAUGGUUCCUCCAUUUAUUCACAAAAGUCAGCCUUGAAGUAUGAUUUCAAUAAUCUACGAUAAUGAAGAUAAACAUGUGCUAAACGCAGUUCAUGUGAAUAAAUUUGGAGAAUACCAAAAACAUCAAGCUUAUCAUUACCUAAUGCUCCCAUUUGCAAACAAGAAUAUGCCGAACUCUUUCGAAGCCGACAUCCAGAAACUUAAAAGGUUUAUAGUAGAGAGCAGAGCUAGACUUGUAAUCAUCCCAGCUCUUGGGCCAGAAUCGAAAUUUCUUAAAACCCUCAUUCAAGAAAGAAUAAUAGAUGGUCCUAAUACAGCUCUCUUUAAAGAAAACAAGCCUUGGGUCUCUUACGGGGAUACCAAAGUUUCUUUUCUAGCUGCCCAAUCUUCUAGCAUAAACGAUAGCUCAAGAGUUUACCCUACUGAAAUUAGGAAAGGUAUCUUUCUGGCAAGAUUUAAGCAAUCUCCUUUGAAUGAGACGCUUAGACUUUGAAGUCAAACUGAAGGAGAGAGCAUACAGUUACUUAGACUAAACUUCCAUGAAUUCCAGGACUGAGUUCCAAAAGCUAAACUGAUAGAAUCUCUAAGGAGCACUGCAAUACAAUGAGUAAACAGCAUUGGUCUAGAUCUUGGCCAAUUUCUCAUGAAUCCAAACUCUUAUUAUUGAGUGCCUUAUAUAUCUGGACUUGGCGACAUCAAAGCAGCACAGUUCUUGCAAAAUUGUGUGCUGAAUUAUGGCAAAGUUGCAUUAAGAUCAUGCAAAAAUAUACUCCCUCCACAUGUGCAUUACAAUGCUGUUGGGUUCAUAAAUGAAACAAGAAUCAAGGAUUUUAAGAAGAAGGGUGGCUACAAUGUAUUGGAUGGUACAAGAAUUCAUCCUGAUUUUUACCAAAUUGGUACUAAAAUUGCUAUUAUCGCAUGAAAUAACAAAUUAUCAGCAGACAAUUCAGUGAAAAAGAUCUUGAAGCAUCCUCUUGGUUUACGCCAAGUUGACCUUGAUCAGUUUAAUCAAUGCUGAAAAAGUACUACUGGUAACAACUACAAUAGUACAUUCUAUUUCAUCAGAGAUGAAUUGGAGUGCCCAUUCAGAGAUAUUAGAGGAAGCUAUCAAGAGUAUGAAAGCAAUGUAAACAACCAAGAUCGAAAUACCUUCUUUGUACUAACUGGUGAAGAUGAAGACAACUUCUCUGAAGGUUUACUUUUCCCAUGAAUGAUAACUAGAUGCAUCAACUCUUACGUAGUAAUGUGUAAAAGCUUAGCAAAGAGUAACUGGUCUGCCUUCCUCCACAAAGACAAUACUCAUCCUCGAUUGCACAACAAGAUGAAGCCAGGUACUCUCAUCACCGGCAGGAUACUCCAAAUCAACUAUGCCAAAAUCUCUGUCUCAAUUUCCGCAAUGGAAGAGACCAUCAGUGAACAAGAGAUGCUCGCCCAAGUCCCCCAAACCUUCCAGCCCCACUUCAAAACAGACCUCUUACAAGACUCCCCUACAGCCCUCACCUCCACACCUAAACCCCUCCAACCCCCUUCUCCACCCCUCCAUUCCCCACUUUCUCCCUCCAAUAACCCCACCUUCAGAACCAAAAAUCCCAAAAUUUCCUCUAUAAAAUCCUCAUUUCAGCCACACAAAAAUUCCCACUCAAAAAAGCAAAGCACAAAAUCUGAAAAUUUCAACUGGGGAGGUAUAGAGAAUGAUAGUGAAAUUGUGACUGGGCUGGUCAGGGAUGGUGGGGCUGGACAAGGAGAGGAUGAGAGUUGGACAAGUGGGUAUAAAUAUCCUUCACACCUUGCUAUGGAUAUAUCCCUGAACCCAGCAACUGAAAAUUACAAAAGAAAUUUUUAAGAUACAGCCAAAUGGAUUCUUCUAUCGCGGCAAAGUCUUAAAAAGUAUUGGAGAAAUGACAUCUUCUUUUGAAAGAAACUUUAAAUCAGAAGCUCCCAGGAAGUGUGCUAAAAAUCAACAUAAAGGGGCUUCAAGAAAGAUAACAAAACAUGAUUUUGAGAGUGGAUUUUCCAAAGCUCAUAAGAAUACCAACCAGGGAGUGUCUAAACAUGAUUCUGAAUGGGAAGCAGAUGAUAACUCCACCAAGAACUGGCUUCCUUCUAAAGAUCAGUUUGAUGUAGUUGUUCCCCAGUCAAGCUUGAAUGUAGAUAGCUGCUCAUGGCAAACAACUUCCAAUGACAACAAAGAAGAAGCUGCUGGAUGGGGAGAAGAACCUACUAAGAAAGAAGUAAAUAUCAAGGAAGAAGCUGGCUGGAGCAACGAUAGCUCAGAUGAUGAUUGGGGUAGCAAGAAAAAUCCCUCCAACCAGCUCGUCAAUAGGAACCACUUUAGAGGAGGCAGAACAAAAUUUAGAGAGAUAAAUAAUCAUGGCUUUAGAAAUCAAGGAACAAGAAGAGAUAAAGUCUGCUUCAAUUGAGGAGAGAUUGGACAUUUUGCAAGAGAGUGUCCUAGCAGAGAUUUUAAUAACAAAAGACGAGGCUUUAGAAAUGGCAAAACAAAUAGGAGAAAUCACUCUCAAAAAUCUUGGAAGAUGAACACCAAUAAAAAACCUAACACUCAAGAAAAUCAAACAUGGUCAUGGAACAAACAAGAAGCUUCUCCACAAUGGACCCACAGCCAUACGAACCAACCCUCAAACCCUCCCAAAUCCCCUCCUCCCCAUACACCCCCAAGUAUCACCCCCUCCCAUAACCCCCACUCCGCCCUCUUCUCUUGGGCUUCCUCUACCCCCAAAGCUCCUCACCACCCUCUCUCACCCCCUCAAAUCCUGCAUCCUUAA
Molecule: messenger RNA, 4494 nt
Organism: Moneuplotes crassus
Lineage: Eukaryota; Ciliophora; Spirotrichea; Euplotida; Euplotidae
Source: the annotation of a GenBank genome assembly